UCGGGAUGUAAUAGUGGGGUGGUCUGGGCGGGGGUAAGCAGCCCCGGACAGGCGGCGGCGGGUGCCGCAGUAUUGGGUGGGUCAGACAUCGGAGGAGUAGACGUUCCAUGCGUUUGCUCCGGAAUUCCGAUUUUCUUCAUAGUCCUUUCAAAAUUACGCACGAUUUUUUUCACAGUCAAGUGUUUAUGUCAUAAGUGAUCUGUGCAAAUGCAAUGGUUUUCAACGUGCACCGGACUAUUUUAAACACGGCAUUGAUAAGAAGAAGAGAAAAUUUGUAAAAACAAACUAGGCCAUCAUGGAAGUGGCUAUGCCCAUGACGGGCUCAGCAAUGGACUGUUACGAGGAUAUGUUCAAGGAAAUAACUAGGAAGCUUUACGGAGAAGAUGGACUGCCGGAAUUAAACACGAAUGACCGAUUGGCCGGGCAAGAUCGCGGUUUAACGCCUAUUGACUAUGAUGUUGACACUCCUAUAUUGAAACCUGAAGAACACUUGACCGCUUUCGGUUUGGCCGCCUUAAUGCAAAACGGUUUUUCUCCGACUGGCAUUUUAAACGCGAACUUUCAAUCUCACAAGCCCUCCACCAGCAAUGGCAAUUGCAAUGGUAACAGUAUCGUGGCUUCAGGAUUAGAGGACAAAUGGGUGACCAGUGAGGAUAACUUACAAUGGACGCAAUCGAAAAUAGCUACGUACAACCCCGUACAAAAACUGUUUCGCUGCACGGAGUGUGAUUGCGUGGGAUACCUUCCAAGAGUCUCCGAACAUUGGUUGGGGACGCAUUCAAACUUACGGGCCUUUCAUUGCUCGCAAUGCCCUUACGAGAGCGCGUGGGCCCGUUGCGUCAGAAUGCAUUUAAGUCGACAGCAUAACAUAAACACCGACGAAUCUUGUGAUAUUUUGACGAAAAAUAAUCCCGUACUUAAGGAAAUUAAUAGCUAUUUACAGCGGUUGAAAAACAAGUUGGAUAGCAACUGCAAUAAAAGCGUUACUAACACAGCACAAAUGGUUGAGGAAGAGUUUCACCCAUCUGUUAAUAGCAACGCGUUGAUAUCAUCGAACAUAGCAGCUGGUGGCGGCAGUGGCAGCUCCAGUAGCAACAGCAGCGGCAACGGAAAUAACCUGGAUCAAAGUAGCACGGCCAAUAAGAGAUACAGCUGCACAUAUUGCCCUUACGCAACCGACAGAAGAGAUUUGUUCACUAGACAUGAAAACAUUCAUAGAGAAGAAAAACCAUUUCAAUGUUACGUCUGUCAAAAACAAUUUAAUCGAGCGGAUCAUGUUAAAAAGCAUUUCCUGAGGAUGCACAGAGAGCAUCCGUACGAUUUAAAUCGAAUCCGAAGACAUCCGCCCAAAAAUGCCUCUGGGAUGUCUUAUUACCAAAAGUAUAAUUCCACUAGUCAAGCAAAUACAAACGAAAGUUUAACAACAACGCAAUCGAUCAGUUCGCUAUCAAUUCCAAACGGCUAUAGUAAUUUAACGUCGAGAAAUCAAUCGACGACAAACGCACGUAUAACAAACGACGGGAAAAGUAACGUAACUGGGGGGAAAACAGGAUCAAGCAUUGGAGUGAAAAAUGGUGGAUGCAGCAGCAAGAAAAAAGGUGAAAAACGUUUCACUUGUUGUUACUGUUCCUGGUCAGGAGUGGACAAUUGGUGUCUAAAGAGACACAUGAAUACCCACUUAAAACCAUUUGUUUGUGGUUUGUGCGACUAUAAGGCAGCAAGAUCCGAAAGAUUGGCAACCCAUGUAUUGAAAGUCCACAAUAAGAGGGCAUGCGGAAAAUGUAGCUUUUUGGCUGACGAUUUAACACAACUGACCAAUCAUCAACAAGAACACCACCCAUUAGAACAUAGGAAUCGGUCUACUGGAAAUAACGUUCUACGUACAUCGAGCUUCAAUAAUGGAUCUACUUCGAAUCAUUCACCAUCUGCUACCACCUGCAGCACAAUAAGUAAUUCAGCAGUAACGACAAGUUUAAAAGUACACGAGCUGAGCGCAGCUGCAGCUUUACUUCAAGCGCAACAACAAAGCAAUCGAUUCCUUCAAAACGAGGCGAUGAAAUCAUGGAAAGUCAGUCAAAGUCAAAGCAGUAAUCAUCAGCAGCAGCAGCAGCAGCAGCAGCAGCAGCACACUGCAAAGCAGCAUGGAGCUGCUAGACUGUUCAACUACAUGGAAGCCAGCGAUGGUUCCGAGGCGGAAGCCGAGACAGAAUCAAGGGGCGCAGAAGACAUGUGUAGAGUGAAUUUAAGUCAUAGAAUACAGUCGGAUUUUCAUGAAGCGGGAGAUGUUGGUGGCCAUCAAGACGAAGAAAACAGCGACGAAAUGGAGUUGCCGCUAUUCUUCUGUUCCACCUGUGGCUGCGAAUUUGAGGAUGACAUGUCUUUGGAAACUCAUCAAUUCACGCACCGCCACAGUACCACAUCUCCCGCCAAAAGCGAUGAUUCUAAAGAGAACGUCGAUCCAAAGAAAAAGUAUAAAUGCUGUUUGUGUGAUGCAAACUUCGAUAAUCAAUCGGGCAUUAUGUCGCACAUGUUGGCUCAUUCCAGUCUGCUAACGAAACCGCCACCAAACCCGCAGUUAAUGCAGCUGCAGCUGGAACAAGACCUAGCGAACCAAACGAACUCAAAGAGUAGAAGAAAACAAAGCCGGCCGAAGAAAAUUGUAUUGCCUUUUUGGGACACCGACGAAGUGGAAGUGCUAAGACAUUUAAACGGAAAACUCCGAAAAUGGCGCAAUGCUCUUACAAACAAUAAAGAAGGUUGUAGAAAGUUGGCGGAUAAAUAUAUGGCCCAAUUGGUCACAAGACGGGGGUUAAGCUGUAUCUAUUGUAAAAACAAUGGCCUAAGCCGUUACCACACAAGGGGUAGUUUGGCGUUUCAUUACUUUUGGAGACAUGCGAAAAAACGGUUUAAAUGUGAACACUGUUCGUUGAAAUUUCGGCACAAGUACCAGUGCGUGUUGCACUCUAGCCGCGUUCAUUCUGAAGAAAAUCCAUCAGCAGUGGAAACAAUUUCUGCAAAAGAAAACCCCCCUGCUGUUUUAGCGGAGUCUUCAGCUUGCUCUUCUCAAGACUCCACGAAUCCAUACUUUACAAAUCCUCAAACAGUACCUGAUCAAACUUCUGUUAACACACACAAAUUGGGCAUGUCCUUCUUCGAUCACACAUUUAUCCAUACGCAAAACGUUUUUAACAAUCACAUGCCUAUUAUAAUUCCAACGUUUCCACCAAGUUAGAGUUAAAAUAUUAAAAAUCUAUUUUUUUAACAUUCAUUAAUGCAAAAUUAAAAAUCAAAUUCCAUUUAAAUUGCUUCAACGAAUUUUAUUGCAAUUUUAUUCUAUUUACACUAGGUACCUAUAUAUUUUUGUAUACUUCUAUAAAGUGGACAUGAUUUUAACUCUUUCAUUUACAGCACACAUUUGUAACGCAUAUUGUGGACACUGAAGUAAAUUUUGGGGCAAACAUUAUUAUACAUUUAUUCAUAUUGUUACCUUGUAGUUAUUAGGUACAAUGAAAAAGUGUCCUUCCAAAUUUUCUUUAUAACCUUAUACAAUAAAUAUUUUCAGACCUAUCAGAUACUUAUUGUUAGUACCAAAAAGGAUUGUUGUACAAUAAUGGUACUCAUAUUUUUUAUUAAAUUAGAAUAGUAAUAAAAACAACAUAAUAUUUUAAGUAUAAAAGACAAAGUGUGCAAUAUAG
Brassicogethes aeneus is the source of this 3695-nucleotide messenger RNA. The record is from the annotation of a GenBank genome assembly. NCBI's taxonomy places the organism in Eukaryota, Metazoa, Arthropoda, Insecta, Coleoptera, Nitidulidae.